AUGCAUUUACAGAAUGCUUCAAUCACAGUAACAGAAUUUACCAUAGUUGGUUUUGACAAAACCAAAAGGCCUAUGGUCGUUGGCGUGGUUAUUUUGAUUACCUAUGUUCUAACUAUUCUAGCCAACAUGACAAACAUCCUCUUCAUUAUUUAUGACAAGAGAUUACACAAACCAAUGUAUCUUCUGAUUUGCAACCUUGCUGCUGUUGAUAUACUGCACACCUCCAGUGUCAGUCCAACAAUGAUCGGUAUCCUAGUUGCUGGUGUUAAUACCAUAUCCUAUGUGCCGUGCUUUAUUCAAAUGCUUGCUUUCCACCUGGGAGGGGUGAUGGAGAUGUUUUCUUUAUCGAUUAUGGCGUUUGAUCGACUGGUUGCCAUCAGUUGUCCUUUUCGGUACCACACGGUGAGUCCUCUCCCUCACUGUUACUCAACAGUGAAGUACACUUUCUGUGACUAUGCUGCCAUAGUACGAACCACUUGUGUUGACCCAAAUUACUAUUUCAAUCUGGCUACCAAAAUGGGCAGCACUUGUUUGACCCACUUGAUUGUGGUAACAUGUUAUUACUCACAAUUAUUUAUCGCCGUUGUCUUCACCAGGUUAGGUGUGGUAUUAACUCUUGAGGCCCGCCAUGGCUUAAUGAUCGGGUCCGCCCUCGGCCCAUCUCUUGUCAAUCCUUUUGUGUACUGUUUAAGGACAAAAGAAAUUAAAAGUAAGAUCUUUAGGGUAUUCAAAAAAGUUGUGACAUCUCAGUAG
Messenger RNA from Xiphias gladius (swordfish), 753 nucleotides. Its product is annotated as olfactory receptor 4D11-like. The transcript is spliced from 3 exons. Gene Ontology annotation, biological process: G protein-coupled receptor signaling pathway. Gene Ontology annotation, molecular function: olfactory receptor activity; G protein-coupled receptor activity. The coding region runs from base 1 to 753 and encodes 250 amino acids. NCBI's taxonomy places the organism in Eukaryota, Metazoa, Chordata, Actinopteri, Istiophoriformes, Xiphiidae. Gene Ontology annotation, cellular component: membrane. The record is from RefSeq and is a predicted model, not a curated record.